Molecule: messenger RNA, 3881 nt
Organism: Lineus longissimus
Lineage: Eukaryota; Metazoa; Nemertea; Pilidiophora; Heteronemertea; Lineidae
Exons: 2
Coding region: 2105-3178 (357 amino acids)
Source: RefSeq, a predicted model, not a curated record
GUCCUCAGACAGCCGUGGAUGUGCCAAAACGACAUGGCUAGCUGACAACGACGGAUGGUCAGGUGGUAAUCUUAGCUUUGAUUGAAGACAGCGGACACGCGUUCCACAGGCCCUGGGACAAUAUCAUAUAAUAUAUAGUCACAACUUUGUUGAGGAACUGUAAACUGGACCAGUUAUAAUAUGCGAACUAGGACGGAUUAAAUUUCGCAUUAAAUCUCAUGUUGAGGUAUUUCAUAUAGGACAAGGCAUGUGUCAACGAGGAUAAGUUAUAAUCUGUUAGCCUAAAGCGGUGGCCACAGAAGACGAACAAGGUACAGUGGAACUACCGAAAUUGUGCUGUUGAGGUUCAGUCAGUGUUGGCGAACAAGACGUGACGACGCAAUUUAUUUAUUGGUGAUAUACUCAGGACAAUGGAUUAAGCGACCACUAUCAGAAUGCAUAGCCGAAUUAUUCAUAGGUGUGACAAUCAUCCCAUUAUCUGUCCAUAGAAAGAAGAGUGGCCUACUUGCCAACAAUAUCAUGAACACUGGACAAGUGACAAGACACGAAUUCAAACGUAUGUUUUGACUUUUUAAAAUUUCGAGAUAUGUAAAAGAUUAAGUGACAGUCGUAACUUAUAACGUCCUCUCGCACGGCAUAUACGAGCCUCUUACCAUUGAGACCAACUGCUGAUUAACUUCCCUGUUCAAGGCACCAACAGUGUUGGAGUAUGGAUUUUGAUGCGCUUGUUGCCGAAUAAAACACAUGUUAUAUCGCGGGAGAAGUCUUAGGUUCGAAAGAGGACAUCCUUGGGUUGACAUAUCUUCGGCCGGGAUCUUCGGAGAUGUAAACCCAAUGAAAUAAAAAUAAAUGGAUGAAAGUAAGGAGAAAUGUUUGUAAAAUAUCAACUACUUUAGCAAUAUUUAUGCCUGUUUUACUCGGGCUUGACAAAAUCUACGCUAUGGCAAUGGAAAUUGCUGAAUUAUAAGAGACACAAAUGUGGAUUUCUUGCCCGAAGUCUGAAAAAGUGAUGUUAGCAUUGACACACGCCAAGGAAAUUUCUUGUGAAUGAUUUUUGAAAUAUGUGUUUCUGUGACUGGUGACUAAUGGAUAACAGCGGAUUAUCUUCUUUAAGGAAAACUGUUGGCGACAAUCGCGGAUUAAUUACAUUUGGGUCAAUGUCCUAGAGGAUUUAAGAGUGGGUCACGACAGUUAAUUCCAAACUGAUUUAUCGAUAUAACCAAUGAAUUGAAAGGAUAUCCAAAUAGUGUCAUAAUCUGAACUCAAACGAAAAUCAACUGCGGACGUUUCUUUUUUCUGUUUGAGUGUCCGUCUCAGGGUUGCUAGCACAGAUGCUGAUGAUAUCUUAUCUGCUCUAACCAAAUUCCGUCAUACAUGUUUAACGCGUUUCUCUCCCUCAAACAGGUUGUUAAUGAAUUAGUCAUUCUGCAGUACCCAAAGAACAAUAAGCGGUCCCUAACAACCAGUCCAUCGAUUUCUGCUUAUACGUUUUAUUGGUUUGUUAACAGGGAACAUUAGCUAAAGGAUUUCCCGAUCGUGGUGAAGGAUAUUUGUACUCAAAUACAUACAUUGCAUUGGCGUUGUCAACAAAGACACUUUUUUAUAGCGCCUGUCAUGCGACUUCAAUAAUUGGCUUGCUAUGAACACCAUUUGGUGUUUUACAAAGAAUUGUGGAUUAUCAGGACGUGUAGGCCUUUCUUUUUGUGUGUUCACCGUCGAGUUUAUCAAUACUGUACCUGAGGAUACCAUAGGGUGAUGCCAUUGUUGAGAGGAAUACUUUUUGAUAUGACACCCGUUAAUAGUUCGUGUAGGAGACCUGGUUAUUGGUGAGAUUGUCGAGAAUGGGGAAGUAUACAACGUACAUGUGGACGCAAUAGCUAGGGCCUGCAGGAACGGGCCAACUUUCGUAUCUCAAAAAAGGAGAACUGUUUACAGAAAGUCUUCCAAAUAUUGUUGUGAAUGACGAGAUUAUUACGAACUCUGGCCUUCGACAUGGAUUCGACAAGGGGACUUAAAGUAGGGGUCCCCUAACCCUUUCAGUUGGAUUAAACUUAUUAAAUUGGAUAACGCAAAUAACGUUGUGCCAAGUGUCUUUGACGUCACAAUGGAUGAAGACACGAUACUCCAGUGCCCGUCUCCAUCUGCCUUCAUCUUGGAUGACGAUUUGUUGGCAAAGAUCAGUUUGCAUAUAAAACCAAGGAAACGAGUGAGUUUCUAUGACGACGAGAAUCUCGUUCGAAUUCGCGAGAUUCCGCCGAGAGGUGAUUCUCCAUUAUCCGAAGAGUUGGAGGAAUGUGACCCUGAAACGUUGCAGGAUGAAUUUGAGAAUAUCAGCCUCGGCUCCAUGAUAGGUAGCUACGAGGUUGGGAAAUCUGGUUCCAAGGGUGCAGACAUUGUGUCUCAAAUAACUGGCCUAAGCAAUCCAUUCGCCAAACCGAUACGGUACAAAUCAUACGGCCCGAAACGGUCGUACGGGACACCAGGGACAGUGAUAAAAACAAACCCUACUCCGGCGAAAACGAACUCAACUCGGCGCACGCGCAGAACUCAUAAAGAUGGGGAUAAACAAAGGACUACAAAGAAAUCUUCAUCUCAGGCGACAAGUUCCAUGUUGAAGCAGCGUGAGCGCGUCUCUAGUGCCAAGAAACCAACUGCCAAAGACCGCGUCCCAAAUGCCUCGAAACCGAGGACGAAAAGUCCGAAUCCAGAGACAUCAGGGGUGAGACCAUCCACCCCGAAGUCUAGGACAGAACUUAGUCUCAGGGACUCUAAACCUGGCAUCCCCUCCACCGCUGCCUUUCAAGAGACCACCAACAGUUUGAUAAGUGAAUUGCCUUGGUUGACUCUUCCCAGGAUACAUCACAGUCCGUACAGACAAGCCGCAACGCCGCCUCCGCCGGGAAAGGGUACACCCUCUCCCACGACUUUCUCGCUCCACCACGAGGGUAGCCAGACAUCUAUAUCUAGUCUAGAUUUCAAGACACUUUCCCCGAGGGUCGACCACUGCAAUGGUCGCAUCAGUAUUCGAAGGGAGUCCGGGACAGUUCGCUCAAACCACAGGAUGUACGCUUGGCAAGUCGCGAAUGGUAUGACCAGCGCUACUCCAGUUAUUACACCUUGUAUUUCACAGUUAUGGGACGUUAAUAAAUCACCAGUCGACUCAAAACAACCAUCUUAGCAUCAAGUGGUGACAAUUAUAUAGAUUUUAUUUAUAUAGGUCGGUGUAAUAACAUGAAAUGUCCGCAAGCCCAACAUGGUAGUUAUCUUGAGUUGGAAGUUAGACCAAGCCUCUGUUAAAGCAUGUGAUAUAAAGGUACCAUGAUAUUCUGUACACAUUGAUACUGCCAUUGACAAGGCAGAAUAUAAAACUUGCAGAAACCUUUCAAGUUAGGUACAAAUUCAUUCAGGAUACGACACCUUACAGCAAGAAUGAAACUAAUCCUGCAAGUGCCAAUUCGGGCGCAGGACAAGCGGUACCUUUAUUGUUUUUAUGUAUUAAUGAUAAAGUUUGGUUCAGUAUUAAUGAUAAAGUUUGGUUCAGCCCAGAAUAAUAUGAAUUGGUAAGCAGCAGAAUCACAGGGCAUCUAUUCAUUGAAAAUUGUGAUGUACCCGGUUCGCAUUUUACUGGCAACCCUUUGUCUCCGAGAAAUUAUGUUGUCAGUGUGGUUGGUCUACUUCUUACUACGAAAUCGGUUAGGAGCAGUCGGUACGUAAUUAAAGCGUUUUCACCUCAAAGAAGCAUUUCAUAACACUGGCGCAACCAUAAAAAAGUCGUGACGUCUCCUAACCGAUUUCGCAAUACGUGUUUCAUACCGGAUAUGCCAUUUAGGCACUUGGUACCCCUGAAAUGAAUUAUCUUGCCUUAAUUGUUGAAGUUGAAA